Molecule: messenger RNA, 3695 nt
Organism: Elaeis guineensis (African oil palm)
Lineage: Eukaryota; Viridiplantae; Streptophyta; Magnoliopsida; Arecales; Arecaceae
Product: serine/threonine-protein kinase BRI1-like 2
Biological process (GO): protein phosphorylation
Molecular function (GO): protein kinase activity; receptor serine/threonine kinase binding; ATP binding
Source: RefSeq, a predicted model, not a curated record
GACACCACAUAUAUUAACCAACUCACCAAACUCAUAACCUCUGUGUCUCUAAUUAUUCCCAUGUCCUCCUUGUCUCAAAAUGAGCAUUUUUCUCUCUGUUCCGUAGCUUUCUUCUCCACCACCUUUCUGAACCCCAAGACCAACAUAUUCCUCUUCUCCCUUCUCUCUCACUCUCCCACUCUUUGCUAUGACCAUGAAGAAUCACCUGCAGCUUUUCUUUCCUGCCAGUGUACUGUUGCUUCUAUAUGUGUUUUUGCCUUCACUGUCAUCGUCAACCGUCGAUCACAAACAGGACGUUUAUUCAAGUACCAAGACCGACGGAGAAGCUCUGCUCCUUUUCAAGAACUCAAUCCAGAAGGACCCAAAUGGAGUCCUGUCAAGUUGGCAGCUCAAUCGAAAUCCAUGCAGCUGGUAUGGAGUCUCCUGCGAUAUAGGAAGAGCUACUCAACUCAAUCUGAGCGGCUGCAAUCUCUCAGGGACUCUCUCAUUCUACUCUCUCUCAUCACUUGACAUGCUAUCGGUUCUCAAUCUCUCUAACAAUGUUUUUUAUAUAAAUUCCAGUACUUCUUUGCUUCAACUCCCGCAUGCAUUGAAACAGCUUGAUCUCUCUUCUGCUGGAGUUGUAGGUCUCAUACGAGAAGAUUUCCUCUCAAUUUAUCCGAAUCUCAUGCAUUUAAAUCUUUCGCACAACAAUCUUACUGGUUCUGUGCCAGAGAAUCUUUUAGCCAAGUCAGAGAAUUUGCAAGUUUUCGAUCUCUCUUUUAACAACUUGUCCAGUAGCAUUUCUGAUCUUAAGUUUGGAAACUCCUGCAAGAGCCUGCUUUACAUGGAUCUCUCAGUAAACAAUAUGAUAGAUAUCAUUCCAUCUUCCUUGUCCAAUUGCACCAACCUGAAGACCCUAAAUUUAUCAUUCAAUGCACUUGUUGGGGAGAUACCACAAGCUUUCGGUGAACUGAGAAGCUUAGAGAAAUUAGACCUUUCUUAUAACCACCUCACUGGUUCAAUUCCAUAUGGGUUAGCGAAUGCUUGUGGAUCCCUUCAGCAGCUAAAGCUCUCCAAUAACAAUAUCUCUGGUUUAAUACCUGAUUCGUUCUACUCAUGCUAUUCACUCCAAUUGCUGGACUUGGCUAAUAAUAACAUCUCGGGUCUUUUCCCAAAUGAUGUUCUCCGAAACCUCGUUUCCUUGGAAAGCCUUCUGUUGAGCAAUAACUUUAUUUCUGGACCAUUUCCAAGUUCCAUCUCUGCAUGCAAGCGACUGAAAAUUGCAGACUUCAGUUCAAACAAGGUUACCGGAGUCAUGCCUCCUGAUAUCUGCUCCAGUGAAUCCUUACUUGAAGAGCUACGAGUUCCUGAUAAUUUGAUCACUGGUCAGCUUCCACCUCAAUUGUCAAACUGUUCCCAUCUCAGGACAAUUGAUCUCAGCAUCAACUAUCUCCAAGGUAUAAUUCCACCAGAGUUUGGCCUGCUCAAAAACCUUGAGCAUUUGAUGCUCUGGUUCAAUGGCUUGCAUGGCCAAAUCCCUGCUGAAUUAGGCCAAUGCUCGCAGCUCAGGAACCUCAUCCUCAACAAUAACUUCAUCGGUGGUGACAUCCCAGUCGAACUGUUCAACUGCAGCAAACUUGAAUGGAUUUCACUCACCAGCAAUGGAAUCACAGGAAGAAUCUUACCAGAGUUUGGCUGGCUCUCCAGGCUGGCAGUCCUCCAGCUUGCUAACAAUAGCCUCGGUGGAGAGAUCCCAGAAGAGCUUGGGAACUGCAGGAGCUUGGUGUGGUUGGAUUUGAACAGCAAUCACCUGACAGGUGAGAUCCCACCACGCCUUGGCCGACAACUUGGAGCAAAAGCUUUAAGUGGAAUUUUAUCAGGCAAUACCUUGGCUUUCGUCCGAAACGUGGGGAAUUCAUGCAAAGGAGUGGGAGGAUUGCUGGAAUUUGCUGGAAUCCGGCCGGAGAGGCUACUGCAAGUGCCAACUCUGAAGACUUGCGACUUCACAAGAUUGUACUCUGGCGCAGCUCUAAGUGACUGGACUCAUUACCAAACACUGGAGUACCUCGAUCUUUCAUAUAAUGAGCUUCAUGGCAGUAUCCCAGAGGAAUUCGGGGACAUGGUCGUCCUACAAGUGCUGGACUUAGCCCACAACAAGUUGACAGGGGUGAUCCCAGCAUCCCUUGGCCGCCUUCGAAACCUUGGAGUCUUUGAUGCCUCACACAACAAAUUGCAGGGUAGCAUUCCAGAAUCCUUCUCCAAUCUCUCCUUCUUGGUACAGAUAGACCUAUCAGGUAAUAACUUGAGUGGACCGAUCCCAUCGAGGGGGCAGCUCAGUACACUUCCUGCAAGUCAGUAUGCGAACAAUCCUGGCCUCUGUGGUGUCCCCUUGCCUCCAUGCCAGGAGGCAAACAACCUUCCCACUGCAACUCCAUCAGACUAUGGGAGUGAAGGUAGAAGGAGCUCAGCUGCUGCUUGGGCCAACAGCAUUGUGCUGGGCGUUCUCGUCUCAGUUGCCUCCAUAUGUGUUCUUAUAGUGUGGGCAAUUGCAAUGCGAGCAAGGCGAAAGGAAGCGGAGGAAGCCAGGAUGCUAAAUAGCCUCCAGGCUACACAUGCAGCAACAACUUGGAAAAUUGGAAAGGAGAAGGAGCCUCUGAGCAUCAAUGUCGCCACCUUUCAGAGGCAACUCCGUAAGCUGACAUUCUCACAGCUCAUUGAGGCCACCAAUGGCUUCUCUGCAGCAAGCCUCAUUGGUUGCGGAGGCUUCGGAGAAGUGUUCAAGGCCACGUUGAAGGAUGGCUCGAACGUCGCAAUUAAGAAGCUGAUACACUUAAGCUAUCAGGGCGAUCGAGAAUUCAUGGCAGAGAUGGAAACCUUGGGCAAAAUCAAGCAUAAGAACCUCGUGCCUCUCUUGGGUUAUUGCAAGAUAGGCGAGGAGAGGCUUCUUGUUUAUGAGUACAUGAGGUUCGGGAGCCUCGAAGACAUGCUGCAUGGUAAAAGGGCCCGGGAAAUGAUGCUUAGCUGGGAGGAGAGGAAGAAGAUUGCAAGGGGUGCAGCAAAGGGCUUGUGCUUCCUCCACCACAACUGCAUUCCUCACAUCAUACACCGUGACAUGAAAUCAAGCAACGUGUUGUUGGACAGUGAGAUGGAGGCAAGGGUGUCAGACUUUGGGAUGGCAAGGCUUAUAAGUGCAUUGGACACUCAUCUUAGUGUAAGCACCCUUGCCGGCACUCCUGGCUACGUGCCACCGGAGUACUAUCAGAGCUUCCGGUGCACCGCAAAAGGCGACGUGUACUCAUUCGGGGUGGUGCUGCUUGAGAUACUCACAGGGAGAAGGCCGACCGAUAAAGAGGACUUUGGUGACACCAACUUGGUAGGUUGGGUGAAGAUGAAGAUAAGGGAAGGGAAAGGGAGGGAGGUGAUUGAUGGAGAGCUGCUGCUUGCGAGCAAAGGUGACGAGGAGAAGGAGAUGAUGAGGUUUUUGGAGAUCACACUGCAGUGUGUGGAAGACUUCCCGUCGAAGAGGCCCAACAUGCUGAACGUGGUGGCCAUGUUGAGGGCGCUCAAGACUGCUGCUGUGGAUGGAAGUAUUGCUUGAUAGAAUUACUAGUUUGUUCUUUUGACAUGUUGUAGUUUUACUUUGAUGACUUGUGUUGUUAUAUUAUCGGUGGAUGAUGCUUUGUUUUAGAGAAUACUACUAUGUUUGCGUUCAA